Molecule: messenger RNA, 5706 nt
Organism: Carcharodon carcharias (great white shark)
Lineage: Eukaryota; Metazoa; Chordata; Chondrichthyes; Lamniformes; Lamnidae
Gene: megf8
Product: multiple EGF-like-domains 8
Exons: 33
Molecular function (GO): protein binding; calcium ion binding
Source: RefSeq, a predicted model, not a curated record
AUGGGGCUGACCUUUGACCCGUGCCCUCCCCGUGAUUGACGGCAGUCGGUCAGCCAAUCGGUUGCAGGCUGGAAGGACGUGGCUCUCUCCGGCCGCCCCAGCGGAGAGGGCAGGAUGAAGGCUGCCCCAUGGGGUGAGCAGAGGAAGAGGACCAGGACCAGGCUCUUUGAGAGCCUGGCUCUCGUGGUCCUGCUGCUGUGUCCGAGGGGACGAGCCGGUGAAUGUAAGGGACAGCGGCAGCUGCUCAACCAACAGCCCGGCUACGUGACUGAUGGUCCCGGCAACUAUUCUGUCAACGGCAACUGUGAGUGGCUGAUCCGAGCCCCGAACAGCAGCUUCCGCAUCGUCCUGACCUUCAUGUUCUUGGACACUGAGUGUGCAUACGACUACCUGUUCAUUUAUGACGGAGACUCCUACAGCAGCCCACUCCUCGCUAGUCUGAGCGGGAAAACCCUGCCGGAGCCCAUCGAAGCACAAUCAGGAAAGAUGCUGCUCCACCUGUUCAGCGAUGCCAAUUACAACCUGCUGGGGUUUAAUGCCACAUAUAUCUUCACUCUCUGCCCCAUGGGCUGUUCUGGUCAUGGGAUGUGCGACCUCACUGGGACAUGCACCUGUCAUUCGGGUUGGAGUGGACAGGCUUGUGAAGUCCAGAACUGCAGUGAUUAUUGUGUGUCACAUGGACAGUGUAUCACGUCUCAGCAUUGUCAGUGCCAGCCAGGAUUUAUAGGUCACAACUGUGACCUUUCGCUCAAUGACAACCAAAGUGCAGGAAGCUGGUACAAUGUCAGCAGAUCAGAUCCAGAGUUUGUGGGACGCACAGCAGCUGCUGGGACAUUUCUGAACACCACCAACUCACUCUACAUCUUUGGUGGGUUUGACCUGAAUGAAGUCCUGGGUGAUCUUAUUCGAUACAACUUCACCAGUAACCAGUGGCAUCAGAGUUUACUCAGCCCCUCUCCGCCUGCCCGACACUCUCACUGUGCUGUCGAGUGGAAAGGAUGGAUGCUGCUGUUUGGUGGCCAGUUGGCGAAUGGUUCCCUGGCCAGUGAUGUCUGGCUGUACGAACCGCUGGCAGAGAGAUGGAAGCUGCUGUGGGCACUGAAUUCGCACAGCCCUCCGGGAUUGGCGGCACAUGCAGCCACUGUGGUGGAUCAUUACCUGUAUGUGUUCGGCGGUCGGACAGCUUUUGACAUGUUUAGUGCUGGGAUGUAUCGAUUUAACCUGAAGAAUCUGAUCUGGGAGGAGGUCAUUCCUACUGGAGGGAAGAGUCCGGCAGUGGCUGCUCACUCCAUGGUUUUCCAUCCAGCAUCACGCAUGCUGCUUGUCCAUGGGGGGCAUCGUGUCUCGCCAAGGUUCAGCUACCGGACUAACACCACCGACAUCUUCCACGUUGACCUGCGUUACUGGACCAGUUUCAAAUCGAACCCAUCAUCGAGCAGCCCGAGGGAGCGAGCCUUUCACUCUGCCACCAUCAUCGGCAACUAUAUGGUGGUCUAUGGUGGUAAUGUUCACAUUCACUAUCAUGAAGAGAAGUGUUAUGAUGGCGACAUCUUUUUCUACCACCUGGGCUGCCACCAGUGGGUCUCCAGCGAGGAGCUUGGCCUCUUGAUCAGCACUGGCGAUGGGCGAGAGAGUAAAUCCUUCCGAGGGCGAUAUUCCCAUGUUGCCGCGGUGAUGAACGGAAAUAUCCUGCUGGUUGCCGGGGGAUACAGUGGCCGACCUAUGGGUGACCUCAUAGCCUACAAGGUUCCAAUUUUCGUGUCUCAGGUGUUGGUCCAAAAUGUUCACCUGGAUUAUUGUUCGCUGUAUGGCAUGGAGCAGGUCUGUAACAGGGACCCUGACUGUGUGUGGUGUCAGGCUCGGUGUCAGAGCUAUCAACAGCACAGCACGUGUCCCCACGUGGGCUGUCUGGGAUUGGCGAAACUUCUUCCAGAUUGCCAGUCCUGUUUGGUGUUUGGACAGAGUCGGGUAUCACCCCCUCAAGGCCCAGGGUUACUCGGAUGGUGUGUUCAGACAGCUGGCUGCCUCCCUGUCACAGAUCAACACAAGUGUCAGGUGGAGCCAGUGUCCGGGAUCUACGGCUGGUGGGGAUCAGAAACGACCUUCAUCACAGCACUGGAACAGUGUCAGAGAUUAAACUUCAUGCCUGGUCUCCACCUGGUGACGUACAUGCAGCCUCGGAACAACUCACAGCCUGACAAAGUUGAGAUUAGCAUGAAACCGACGUUUGUCCAGAACCCGAGUGUGGAGCUGGACGUGGUGAUGGUCUUUCAGGGUUUCAUUUAUCCACUCUUUGACUCGCCUGCUCCUUCAGACAGCGUCCAGGUGAAGGUGCAGCUUCAGCGCUUGAAUGUUGUGGCGAAGAUAGGACGCACGGCCAACAGCUUAGAGAUGGAAGAGGUUGGGCACUGGGCUGGUCAACCAGAAAAGGAGACUCGACUCCUGCAGAGAAAUAGUGGAGACCGACUAUUCCCCAACCUUGAACGUGGGAAGAAGUACACAAUCCGCCUGGAGGGCUCGCUCAAUAACUCAGGCAAUGGGCAGACCAGUGAGAUGACACUCACCUGGGAGCGGUCCAACAUUGUGGACAUAUCAGGAAUCUCGUUCCACUUCCUGGAGCCAUUUCGGACAGAGGAAUGUGACUCUUACCCAUCCUGCCCGGCCUGCCUCGCUGAUCAGGGCUGCGGCUGGUGCCCUGACACCAGCAGCUGUCACCAGCGCAUAUCGGGUGUGGAUAGUCAGUGUGGGAGGAACAUGCACCUGGUCCUGUCUCCGGGGAGCUGUGUGUUAUGCAGCGAGUACACUGACUGCCGUUCCUGCAGCACGGACCCUUACUGCGAGUGGCAGAUCAACGGCAACAGGAAGGGAGAUUUCCAGUGUAUCCGGCAAGGAAGAUCAUCCAGCAGCAUCCGCUCCCCGGCCGGCUGCCCCAAACCCUGUCACCAGCUGUCAUCGUGCCGUGAAUGUCUCAGCAAUUCCAGCCAGUGUGCCUGGUGUCAGUCCACACGCACCUGCUUCCUCUUUACUGCCUACCUCGCCAAAUAUCCAUCCGGAGAGUGUCGGGACUGGUAUGACAGCAUUCACUCUGUCAGCCAGUGCAUGGAUUGCUCGCGAUUCCUCACCUGUAAGGACUGUCUGCAAAACUUUGAGUGUGGCUGGUGUGGAAACUCUGACAAUCCCACCAUCGGCAGGUGUUUGGCUGGGGAUUUCUCCAGGCUCCGAGGAUUUGAGAAUUGCUCUGCUGCACUAGUGGGUCUGUACAACCUGUCUGUCAGUGAGCCAGCCAGCUGGUCCUAUGGAGUCUGUCCCGAUAUUGAUGAGUGUCGCCUCCACAUGGACAACUGUAACUCGUUUGCCACAUGCAAGAACACCUUUGAAUCCUUCGAAUGCCAUUGUAACCGAGGAUACGCUGGAGAUGGCAGCUCAUACUGUAACAAGACGUGUUACAAUGACUGCACACACGGCUGGUGCAGUGGGCCCCCUCACUACUCCUGUAUGUGUGAACUGGGCUGGACCUCGGACACCGAGUCCAUCAAUCAGACCGGCAUCGAGUGUGAUGUCGAUUGUGGCUGCAACUUCCACAGCACCUGUGGCACCGGGAUCCGGAACUGCGAUGAGUGCCAGGACUGGACGAUGGGGCAGCACUGUGAGUUGUGCCGGCCUGGUAGUUAUGGCAACGCCACAGAGAAGGAUGGAUGUCGGCAGUGUGCGUGUAAUGGACAUGGUGCAAGCUGGCUGGGAGACUGCGAUGGAUCAACGGGCAGCUGCUUUUGCACUGAGAACACGGGAGGGACACACUGCCAGAACUGUGUCACUGGUUACUACGGAGACCCCCAGGAUAGUGGGACGUGCUACCGUGAGUGUGUGGGCCGAAUCCUAUUGAAGAACAUCUCCUCCUCAGCACUGGGCUCAAUGAGAGGACAUGGGAUCUCCACAAACGGGCUGGCCUAUUGCCUAUGGGUGCUGUCAACCUCGGAGUCUCUGGACUCCUGCCAGCAGAAGAGCAGCUGCCCUACAGUCAGCCUGACAAUUAGAUCGGACAUCAGGAUGAAGUGUGGCCAAAAUUAUGUUUACGUCUUCGAUGGAAUUCCGGAAUUCCUCAUGGACUCCGAGCUGGACAGUGCCAUCUACGCUGACCCCAACCUGAUUGGAGCCUUCUGUGGCAAUGGGCGCGAUGAGCCAAUCACAGUUGACGCUAUCUCAGGGGUGCUGACUGUUUACUUUGAAGCCAACGUUAGCAGCGGAGCAGGAACUGCCUUUGAAGGCUUCAAUGCUACCUACACCGUCAAUAAUUGCCAGCCCAGCUGCCAGCCCAACCAGCAGUGUCACCAGGGGCGCUGUGUGUGUACCAACCACUACACCGGACCAGACUGCACCCUGGAGAGAUGUCCCAACAACUGCUCGGCUCACAUACAGGCUGGGCACUGCCAUUCGGCCACAGGACUCUGCAUCUGCACUGAUGGAUUCGCUGGGAGUGACUGUGGAAUAGUUACCCAUUCCGGAAGUAUCAUCUGGGAGCCCAUCACUGACAGCAAGGAUGAUGGAGGCCCCUUACUGCGCCUUGGCCACUCGAUGGUGGAGGGCCCUGAUUCCAGCCUCUGGAUCUUCGGUGGUUUGUCUGUGAGAGAUGGGAUUUUGAACAGUAUUUACAAGUUUCCGGUGGCCGAUCAUCAUUGGAGCCACGAGAUGAGGACACAGGGUCCAGGUCCCAGUCCACGUUACUUCCAUGCAGCUGCCUCCAUUCUUUCCAGGGCCACCAUGUAUGUGGUUGGAGGACUCACCAACACUGGUGUGUCCAGUGACUUCUGGCUGUUCGACAUGACCACCCAGGAGUGGACCCAGGGAAAGUCUGAGAUUUUGCCCGCACUUGCUGGUCACACACUGAGUCAGUGCCGGAAUUCCACCUUGCUCCUCAUUGGGGGUUACUCCCCACAAAAUGGCUUCAACAAUAAACUGCUGGAAUACAAGAUCGACUCAGGAUCCUGGAGUGUGAGCCAACAUACAGGAACUGCACCCACAGGUCUGUAUGGCCACUCGGCAGUCUAUCACCAGGCCACUGAUGCUGUCUAUGUGUUUGGCGGCUACCGAUUUUACCUGGAGAGUGUCUCAGCUUCACGUGAAUUGUAUAGUUUAUACCUGCCGAACCUGACCUGGAGCCUACUUGCACCCUCCUACGGCCGAAAGCCCUUCUCCCGGUUUUUCCACAUAGCCGCGCUUUUCCGAGAUACAAUGGUGGUGGCCGGAGGCCGGACAGAGCAGGAAGACUUCAGCGCUGACAUCUUGUUCUACCAGAUCAACUGCAACACCUGGAUCACGCCCAAUAACACAGGGAGCUCGGUGCUUGGGGAGCCAAUGAAAGGCUCGAUUGCACACGCUGCAGUGGGGCUGAGGAAGAAGCUGUACAUCUCAGCGGGAUACGGGGGUGUCAUGCUCGGCUCAAUGGUGGCUCUCUCCAUCCCCCUGGAUCCCUGUUUAAUAUUCAGCAGCCCAGGAGCCUGUAACAGCAGCAGCAGCAGCUGCGUGUGGUGUCGUUCCGUUCGCAAUGGGAGCUGCUUGUCUGCAGAUGAAGCUGAGAGGUAUGGGUUGGAGUCCGGGAGUUCACUGUGUGACCCGCUCCCCAAGCUGUCUGAUGACUGUCGCCGUUUGAAAACUUGCAGCGAGUGUUUGGCUCGGCACCCCAAGGUCAUGGGGCAAAUGCAGAGACUG